GAGCAUUGGUUUAUCAGUGCUUCCGCCUUCGCCCUUUAGCCCCAAAUUGGAAGAAGUGGAAUUGGAGCGUGAUUAUUCGUACUUUACUUCAGCAGAUUUGAAAUUUCUAAAUACAAUUGUCAACAGAAGGUUAUCUGAAAACAUGGCUAGUCUGAACACACAAGACAUUGUUUAAGAAAGAUUUGCUUCAAAUGGAACUGAUGUUGCUGGCCUCAGAUAUUUAGUUGGCAGAAAAGAGUAAAGCAAACUGUUAUUGGGAAAAUGGCUGAGUUGGAACCAGGAACCCAAUGCAUGGCUGUAUAUGAAUUUAAGGGAGCCAAAUCAAAGGAUCUUCCUUUUGCAAAAGGAGAAAUACUAUGCAUUUUAAGUGCAACCAAGGACCCAAACUGGUUUUAUGCCAGAAGGCAAUCCGACAAAAAAGAGGGCAUAAUUCCAGCUAAUUAUGUUAAAAAGCGAAAAGCAAUGAAUCUUCAUGCCAUGCCAUGGUUUUUUGGUAAAAUAACGAGAGAGCAGGCGGAACAAUUGCUCCAUGGUGAACCUCCAGGAUCUUUCUUGGUUAGAGAGAGCACAAAUUUUCCAGGAGAUUAUACUUUAUCAGUUUGCAGUCCUGCUGGUGGCAAGACAGAGCAUUACAGAGUGCUAUCGAGAAAAGGCAUGCUUACAAUCGACGAAGAUGGAUACUUUAACACACUUCCUAACCUUGUAGAGCACUACAUGAAGGACAACGAUGGUCUUUGUACAAUUUUAACGCAGCCGCUGAGGAAAGAUAAACAUAAAGAAAUAUCGACAACUGUUUUCAUAGAAACAUUUAAAAAAGAGGGCUGGGUUGUUAAUUGGAGCGAUUUAUCAAAGCAGCUUGAUGUUAUUGGGAGUGGGGAAUUUGCAGAGGUAUAUAAGGGCACUUACAACGAUCAGAACGUUGCAAUCAAGAAACUUAAAGAUGAUAGCGAGGCUGCACAGUCUUUCCUGUCUGAAGCUUCUGUGAUGACUACGCUAAGACACAAGAACCUGGUUUUAUUCCAAGGAAUUUGUUUCAAUGAAGGCAGCCUUUAUAUCCUCACUGAAUUUUGCUCCAAGGGUGCACUUUUGGAUUAUCUGCGUUCGAGGGGAAGAGCUCAGAUAACACAUGACCAACUGCGUGGCUUCGCAAGGGAUGUUUGUGAAGGUAUGUGGUAUUUGGAGCAGAGAAAAAUUGUUCAUAGGGAUCUCGCCGCGAGGAACGUUCUGCUUGCAGAUGACAUGACAGCCAAGGUUGCUGAUUUUGGCCUGGCUAAGGACCUCAACCAAGACACUGCAGCAGAGAAAUUUCCUGUAAAGUGGACGGCUCCUGAAGCCAUAAAACAUAAACAAUAUUCAACCCAUAGCGAUGUUUGGAGUUUUGGUGUCUUACUGUGGGAGAUUUAUUCUUUUGGAAGAAACCCUUAUCCAAGAGUACCACUGAAAGAUGUGAGUGAAAAAGUCGAGAAGGGAUAUCGCAUGGAAAUACCGGACGGUUGUCCAAAGGCAAUGUAUACGUUAAUGCAGCGUUGCUGGAACAUUGACCCUCUUAGAAGGCCUUCGUUUAAGGAAAUGAGGAGAGAACUUGAAAGGGAAACUGUUUUAUAAUUUUAUAAUAUCUUUACGUUGAGUAUUAAGCAGAAUGUUAACAUCUGGAAUCGAAGUACCAAGUCGUUUUGUAAUGGCCUUUUUGUUAUCAUAACCCAAUAAAGAAGCCUGGAUUGUCGAUGCAUUUUAUUGCAUCAAGCAAAAUCCGGACCCGGACUGGCCCUGGCUAGCUUUGCUUUUACACCCGGCGUUUUGGAUCUGAACCGGAUUUGAAUAUUUAGUUUUCAUGGAUCACAUAAAUACGCAGUCCGUUCUAAAUUGGUUUCCUUGUAGCACGAACGGGGAUGAUCCAUGCUUGUAAUGGUUAUUCGGGAGUUUAAAUCCCGUUGCCACUUGUACACAUGCCUGCCAUGGGGUUGCGGGUGGAGGGAAAGAUUGCCCAAUGCCUUGAGCUGAGAGGGACCCCGGAAAGUUAAAGUAUUGUUCCUAACAGUAACAGGAACAAUUAUAAUCACAGUUUAAUGACGUCAUCGUGGACCCCAUCUCUCUUUUGCCCCAGACCCUAGAAAGCUCUCGGCCGCUCGUUCUUUUCUGGAUCCAUAACGGGCCAUAAUAUUUUGGAUCCAUUUCUUAUUCUUUCCAAUUCUGUUUAGAUCGAUAUUGAUCUUUGUUUAGUUUUGUUAAAUCAAAGAUUGGAUUAGGUUACUAUCAGUGCCGAUGUGGAUCCGGCUUUCAUAUUGGCAUCCUGUCCGGUUUGGUUCCACCUCUAAUCUCUACUGUUUUGAAUCCGUUUCUGAUACAUAUGGAAAUAGAUCUGAGUCUAAAUCAUAUUUGCUCAAACUUAAUGUUUUGUUAAACAGGCCUGGCUGAUAUGCGCCUUUAUGUAUUAAAUUAGUUAACAUAUUCAAGGGAAAGUGUAUACUAGUUGCUAUGUUCUUUAUUUUUAUACAUAUUUACAUGUUCGUUUUGUAUAUGUUCGUUAAAAGAAUGAAGGCUCUCUCAAAAUGUAACUGGAAUUAAUAAACUAUUUGGCUAACAAGCGAAAUUCAGAGUUUCUUGAAACAGAUAUAUUUCUGUAAAGUUGGAUCCGCAAAAUCACAAAGCAUCAUUUGGAAUGAUUUCUAGUGCGUUUUACAACUAAUGUUGUUUUAUAUCUCUAGAAAGUAAAUAUUUCAUGCUCAGGACAUUUAGUUGUAACAUUAAGUGUUGUUUUCCAUAACUACAAAGCUUUCCUGAC
This is a messenger RNA of Rhopilema esculentum, 2782 nucleotides long. RefSeq names its product tyrosine-protein kinase CSK. Lineage: Eukaryota; Metazoa; Cnidaria; Scyphozoa; Rhizostomeae; Rhizostomatidae. Gene Ontology annotation, biological process: protein phosphorylation. The record is from RefSeq and is a predicted model, not a curated record. Gene Ontology annotation, molecular function: protein binding; ATP binding; protein tyrosine kinase activity.